UGACGUGUGGCUGUCCUACGUCAGUCCAAUGGCGAGAGAGAGAAGAGUCGGAGCCGACGGAGUUUUGAGAGAGCAAGACAAGAGAUACGGACAGGAGCGGCCCCUCGAUGCGCUGGAGCUCAGACACACACUCACAUGCACACACACACCCCACACACACACUCACACUCACACUGCCCGAACUCUAAUCUCCAUUUCGGGGAGUUUUCCACGUCGGAGCCGCAGUGCUACUUUUCCGCCAGAAAGCACGGGCGCUGCGGGCCUGCGCUCCGGUUUGAAAGUGGACCUAACUCCGCCUUACUUUCUGGACAUGGGAGACAUGGGGGACCCACCAAAAAAGAAACGCCUGGUCUCUUUGUGCGUGGGCUGCGGGAAUCAGAUCCACGACCAGUACAUCCUGCGCGUGGCGCCCGACCUCGAGUGGCACGCGGCGUGUCUCAAAUGCGCGGAGUGUAACCAGUAUCUGGACGAGUCAUGCACUUGCUUUGUCCGGGACGGCAAGACGUACUGUAAACGCGACUACAUCAGACUCUACGGAAUCAAAUGCGCAAAGUGCAACAUCGGUUUCAGCAAGAACGACUUUGUGAUGCGCGCUCGCGCUAAGGUGUAUCACGUGGAGUGUUUCCGGUGCGUGGCGUGCAGCAGGCAGUUGAUCCCGGGCGAUGAGUUCGCGCUGCGGGAGGACGGGCUGUUCUGCAGAGCCGAUCACGACGUGGUGGAGAGAGCCAGCAUGGCGCCCGGGGAGCCGCUCAGCCCCCUGCACCCGGCCCGGCCCUUACAGAUGGCAGCAGAGCCAAUCUCGGCGCGGCAGCCUGCACUGCGCCCGCACGUGCACAAGCAGCCCGAGAAGACGACGCGCGUGCGCACGGUGCUUAACGAGAAGCAGCUGCACACUUUGCGCACGUGCUACAACGCGAACCCGCGGCCCGACGCGCUCAUGAAGGAGCAGCUCGUGGAGAUGACGGGCCUGAGCCCGCGGGUCAUCCGCGUCUGGUUUCAGAACAAACGCUGCAAGGACAAGAAGCGCAGCCUGCUGAUGAAGCAGCUCCAGCAGCAGCAACCCAACGACAAGACGAACAUCCAAGGAAUGACGGGAACUCCAAUGGUGGCCACCAGUCCAGAGAGACACGACGGCGGAUUACAGGCGAACCCGGUGGAGGUGCAGACUUACCAGCCACCGUGGAAGGUCCUGAGCGAUUUUGCACUGCAGAGCGACAUCGACCAACCGGCCUUUCAGCAACUGGUGAAUUUUUCUGAAGGAGGACCAGGCUCGAAUUCCACAGGGAGUGAAGUUGCGUCCAUGUCCUCGCAACUGCCAGAUACACCAAACAGCAUGGUGGCCAGUCCCAUCGAGGCCUAGACGAUUCGGAUUAAUCUUCCUUUCCACAACCGGAGGAAAAAAAAAGAGGGUCGCCAAGGUGGUCGAGUCCCUGUUUCACCGAGGCUGCACUCCCGAGUAACACCGACAGACCUCCAAUUCCGCGGGGCUUCUCUAUCCAAACACGCCCUCGGUCGCGUUUAUACACUGUGAUGACAAUCGUGGGAAAGAAAGGCGCUCUAGCGAAAAGACACUUCACGAGAAGACGAACGUUACCGGAAGUCGCUAAAAUCCGGCGGAAGUAGACCUACACCGGGUCUGAAAUGUCAAAAUGUCCUUUCCUCCGACGUUUAGGCCUACACUACGCAGGAACUGGUGAAACUGGUGAAACUGGUCGGCUACUUUUUUUUUUUUUUUUUGCCAAACAACCCGAGACGUUUUUGCUCUUUUUCUUUUCUUUUCUUUUCCUUUUUUUGACAGAUCAUUGAACCUCAUAGGAAAAUGAGACCUAAGAGGACUCUAAAUCCGUCCAGCGCAGCAUGAGCGGCCCAACAAACUGCUGUUUCUCUAAAACAAGUCGAACUGAGAUCUCUUCACUGAGUGCUGAGGGGUGAGGAGGACCGCUUUCAUUAGGCCUACAGCUCUUUUUUCUUAUAUGCUAACUUUUCAAGCCCAAGUAGGCUACUAAAGCAUUGCAACAAGGUAUACCUCUAUUCGACCACAAGCUGCGUGGGAAAUUUACGUGUAUGUGUCCGUCCGAGAUUAUUAUUAUUAUUAUUAUUAUUAUUGUUAUUAUUAUUAUUAUUUCCCAAAGAUGUGUAUAGUUUUAAGUUAAUAUGUCGGGUCAUACAGCGGAGAUCUUUUUUUUGUUUGUUCCUAUAUUACAAAAAUAAUUUAUUAUUUAUUGUCCAACGACCUGCCACUUUUGUGUACUAUCUUUAAUUGCUGAAGUAAAAAAGAGGAAAAUUACACUGCUGACUCCGGUGAUCUAUCGGACUUCAUGUGUCCUGUCGUUCUGACUGAAAAGUGACUGAUGUAUGGAGCAACGCCAUAUGUAGAUCUUCAGGAAUAACUGAACAAUAAAAGUUUGACGUACGAAGUAAAUUAAAUGCGUCGGGCACAUUUUGGAAACUGUCUUAAAAUGUCAGAUUUUUAUAUUGAUUUUUUUGAAGCGUCUAGAUUCAUUUAUCUGCUGUUUACACUUUAAUUUGGUUAUAGAGUGGGACAGUUAUUAAAUCAACCAAAUCUCAAGUAAAAGUAUAAGGAGCCAGAGCAAAUUCGUUUUAUUUCAUUUGUCUUGAAUGAAAUCUUAGGAAAAGCUACCGUAUUAACCCUAUUUAACUCAUCACUCAUAAAAACCACCUCGUAUUAAUUAUUAGGUGCAAGCAGUCUUGAUAUAAUAAGAGUAAUCAGUAUGGACUGAGUUUCCCAAAAGCAUUGGUGUAAGGAUCCUCUUCAUCAUCACUUUGAAAACACUCUUUUCCUGAUAAGAAGAUCUUAACUUUCUGGGAAACUGGGCCAUGAUCUGCAGAACAUCAGAUUUUCCUGUGUUAAAUAAACUCGUCCAGUGUUUAUAUGUGUGCAUUUGAAUAUAAAUGCUCACUGAUUAUCAUUAAUAUUGUGGUUAUUAUGCAUCAUAUGAGCACAUUCUCAGAAAUAAAGGUGCUAUAGACCUAGCUAGGAACGUGUGUGCAGUGUACGUUUAAUUAGCUCACAGAGUAGUGUUCCUUAAGGUCUAAUUAUGUACUUUAUAUUAUUUUUAAAAGUUUAAAAGUAAAUAUGCGUACUAACUGUGCUGAACACUAAAUGUGUCCUUCAUGCUAUCACCCCAGUGACAAGGAGGAGUGCAGUUUGGUUAUUACUGAGAGUGUGUAAUUGUGGAACUGUAGGUGAUGUUUGGAUCCAGAACUGCACCACAAGCAUUAAUUAUUUCAGAGGCAAAAGCAGCUCUGACUCAAGCAAUUAGUUUAAUAUAAAAGUGAAGCAGGUUUGAGCGUUCUGAAUGACGACACUUUUACAGUAAGGUGUAGAGUUGUGUAGUUUACUGUGGUAAAUUUUUCUGAUUGCCUAGCUUGGUGUGAAGUCAGCUUGAGUGGCCGCUGGGGCCGCUUUUACAAACGCUCAGUCUGCUAAGGGUCACUUUGUAAUGCCUGGAAGUGUUUAUAUGGAAAGCUUUAGCAAGAAUAUAAAAUGUAGAAAGAGGUGACUUUGGGUUUCACUGGACUUUGAAGAUGCACUCAAGGUCGAGCUUGCGUGGAUGUUGGUUAUUUGUGGUGGAUGUGGAGUAUUUGAUGGAUUUUGUUCCAUCCCAAUUUGUGUUUCCUGUAUUUAAUUCAACUGCACUAUAGACAUCGUGCCUGAAAGAUAAGGCAUGCUCCAUUACGUGCAUUAUCUAUCGGGUUAGGCCUCUUCAAAAACAAGUGGGAAAAGGACAUAAUGUGUCCAUGUUUCCAUAAACAAAUUGAAGACUUUAGAGGACAAGAUGGCAGAGCAGCUAAGUAUCCUCUAUAGAAAAUACUAUUUUGCUGAACUGAUUGUUCAUUAGUUAAAUUUUUGUUUUAUAUUUACAACCAUUCAUUAGAGAGCAAUGAGAACUAGUUUUCUUUUGAUAUAGGCUUCCUGUAAUUAAAUGGUACACUUUCUUGGAAAAGCAAAUGAAAUAGGCAUAUGUUAUGUUUAUUAUAACUGGCAUCCAUACUGACCUAAUAAAUUAAACACAAGAAAGGCAGAGGAUUAGGACAGAACCAUACCUUUUUAAAUAUUUUAUUAACAGUUGGUACAGUUUGGUGCUCAGAUCAGAUCAUACAGUAUACUACAGAAAUGAUAUGCCACAUUUGCAGAAUAAUUCCAACAGCAGGUUUAUUUGACUAUGUUUUAAUUACCAAUAUGUUCUUUAGGCAAGAUCUAGGUCUAGCUACAUGUGAAUUAAAAAAAAAAAAAGAAAGAAAGAAAAAAAAAACACAACUGAUAAUCACUCACAAACAGCCAGUGAAGAAUUUCACUAAAUAUAAAACCAACUGAUUUUCAAAAUUACAUUGUUUUUCUACCUUCUGUGGUAAAAUAUAUAUCAUUGUACCAUUUAGCAAAUGUUUAUGUAGCCACACAUCAAGUGGUGCUGAACUUGCAUGGUGCAAUAUGCUCCUGUUUAAAAUGCCAGCUCUGUUCUCCAGUGUUUGGUCGGAGCAGAAGAGGGGCCGCUGGAUAGCACAAAGCCUCCUGAUAGAAUGGCUCCCGGGGUCUGUCGAGGCUCCCGGACUGCAUUCAGUGCGUCGACUGGCCGGAACAAAAGCGCCACUGUACCUGGAGGAGGCUCUGCACAACAAUCACACUCUCCUGGAUGAGACCCGAUUACAUUGUGAGCCAGGCAAGCAAUCCGUCCCCAAGGUCCAACGCCUGACCACAGAGUCACAACACGAGCUCAGCCCACAACUGUUAAACAGUCCAUGCUAAUAGCAGAUGGUUUACAGGGAAUUAUGGUAUAUUUGAGAUCAUUUACACAAUAAUGGGAGGUUUGUAAGUGGCAUUUAAAUGGUAUUACGUUUGGCAUCGUGAGGACAUAUGUUGUCCCUUGUGUUCUCAGUGUAGUUAGAAAUGCCAAACCUCUAUAUGUGUCUUCAUCUCAUGUUCAUUGCACCAAAAUGUAUAUCAAACAUUUUGGUCAAGUAUUUUCUGGCUUUAUGAUUAUAUUGGCUUGAAUAUGACUAUCCAAUGCCUAUGAACCCAUGUUAGCACAAAACUCACAAUAUUAAAUUCUAGUGAAUGUUUUACUUUCACUAAUAUGCACAUCAAGCUUGAUCCAUAUUUGUUCAUAUUAGCUGUACAAAGACAAUGUUCUCUGACAAAACUCUUUAUUAUAUUUAAUUAUGUGAUAUUCUGAAAGGCAUAUAUCAGCAAUAACAUUAUAAUAAUAAUAACAGCUCUAACAGGUGGAUAACACUGCAGUUGGAAUAAUAUAUCAAUCAGUUACUAUUUUUCUAACUUAACCUUAUACCAUGCUAUUACAUGUUUUCCUUUCCAGUCAUUCUCAAACUUUUCAAAACUGGAUCAGGUGUUUGAGCAGACCAGCCUUUUUUUUUUGAAAGUAGGCCCUUCUGUUGUCUGUCAGCAGACAUGGAGAAGGAGGCAGCAGUUAAGCAUCUCAGCCUCUUUGGAAUGUGUCAAUGAAGAGGACGCUCCAAGUGUUACUUGUCAGCGCGUGUGAGAAAAAAAGAGAGAAUGCUAAGAGCUGUGCUGGACUAUAAGCCAUUCCAUACUGAUCUUGUGGGAAUUGAGCUUGGUGCUGAAAAGAACACACUCCAACUUUUCAUUGGGUUUACAAGGCCCCAGAAGAACCUGGGUAUCUUCAUUAUAUAAGCUCCCCAUAACAGCUUUCCCUUGAUGGUUGAAUCCGUCAAAACACCCUCACUGAGAGAAGACUGGCAAAAAUCAAGCUGGUGCAUGGCGCCAGGAAUUGGUUUGACUAGUAACAUAAUAUUUGAGAUCUAAGAGGUUGGUGUGGUUAGGGUAAUGCAUAUAAUAUACGUGAUGUGUGACUUGAUUUCCAACAAAACUGCAUCAAUAUGUUGACAUUAAACUCAUAGUUCCAACUUUGUUGGUUCAGUCAUGAUUUUUUGUAAAUUUCUGUGUGGAGUUUUAGAUGUUUCCCCAUGUUCAUGCGGAUUACCUCUGCAUUCUUGUUUCCUUUCCGGUAAGACGAUUAUCUACUCUAAAUUGCUCUUUCUGUAGGUGUGAAUGAGUGUGUGAAUGUGUAAGCACAGUUCUAUGCAGUGGACUCUAUGCAAUCCCAUCCAGGGUGUAUUCCCAUCUCACACCGAGCUUUCCCGAGAUAGGUUCCGGCUCCACCAUGACCCUGACCUGAAUAAAGUGCUUACUGAAGAUGACUGAAUGAAUGACAUUACACUGUUACCACUUUUAAGCACAGGAUUUCAUUUUUUUCCCUUCCCAAUUAUACACAAUUCCAGUUAUUGUCUGGGAAUUCAACAUUUACUUGCAAGAUGUCAGGUUUAGCACAACAGAAGAGAUUCCAGCUGUUUCCAGAGGUUGAGUCGUUGUCAUAGCAAUGUCAGAUAAACAGGAACUGUCUGUGAAUAUGUGGCUUUGAGUCAUACUUCGGUUCUCAGCCCAAAUGUUUGGGGAAUGUCGGGUUAUUUUUGAAGCUAAAGGUUAGUUUAGUGGUUUAGAAAUCAAAAUGUCAUUGGAAGCUAUUAUUUUCUUAAUCAGAUUAUGCUGCAAAUUGCGCAUUCUCUACUUCCAAAAAAGCUUUAGUUUUAGCUUUAUUUGGGCUAUUGCUCGACUACUAACGCUAAUAUAAUAUAAUGAAAGCAGUAGUGAUGAUAAUACAGAGCACAUAGUGGACCUCAUUGAAUCAACAUGAGAGACGUGAUAGAUACAACAACAGUUAACACUUUUUACUCCUAAAUGGUUAAAUCUACAAAAUAACAUUAUUUAGCUUGCUUGUCUGUAAGAAACCCUUAAUGAUUCUACGCAGAACCCUACAACAUACGACUUCCUUUUCACAAAUAGUGCAAAGUAGUACACAUUUCUGAUGCUAGAUCCAUUAAAUAUCUAAAGAACCCUUGUGCUAUACACAACCUGCAAACACGUUCCAUCUUCUUAUCAUAUUUUGCCCCAAACACCUAGAAAAUAAUUAACAUGUGAAUGAAAAUUUCUAUAACUCUAUGUGAUAACUAGUGAAAAAUAAAUAAAAGUUCUCAGUAAUCAUCUUAGACUUCUGCACCAUGUUGUACUUACUGAACUGGUGUACAUGAUCAAUCACAGAGUGUGUCAGGACUGUGUGGGUUCUCCGUGUGUACUUGGAGGGCAAGUGCAACAUGACAUAGACUGUGAUAAGCACAUUGUGUGGGUAGCAGCGUGUGUGUGUGUGACAUGUUGAUGGCUUAAAACAAAGUGCUCUUUUAGGAGCUUUGACUUCUCCAACCACUC
This is a messenger RNA of Pangasianodon hypophthalmus (striped catfish), 7261 nucleotides long. RefSeq names its product ISL LIM homeobox 1a (gene isl1a). Gene Ontology annotation, biological process: neuron fate specification; axonogenesis; positive regulation of transcription by RNA polymerase II. NCBI's taxonomy places the organism in Eukaryota, Metazoa, Chordata, Actinopteri, Siluriformes, Pangasiidae. Gene Ontology annotation, molecular function: DNA-binding transcription factor activity, RNA polymerase II-specific; cis-regulatory region sequence-specific DNA binding. Gene Ontology annotation, cellular component: nucleus. The record is from RefSeq and is a predicted model, not a curated record.